AUGGCCUUCCUUCAUCAUACAUUUAUACAAGACUUUCUCUGUCUUUUGAAUUUGUUCUCCCACGCACCCUUCUCUUUCUUCUGUGUGUGUUGUUUGAAUGAUCUUUCCUUCUUCCAACACACAUUAGAGGAGCUUGUUAUGAUGGAUUCCAUGAAACGGGGAACAGAAACAAGAACAGAGGCAAAGCAACAGCAGAAACAAGAAUGUGCGACUACUUUCCUGAAUGAGGGUAUCCUUAUGCUUCUCUCUGGCUGGCAUGCCCUUCAAAUGGCCGUCAACAACCAAUGGGGUGGCUCUGACUCCAUCCAGAAAUCCCACCACCUUGCUUCUCAUCUUUUCUCUUCCUUAUCCAAAUCCUAUGCACCCGUUCCUGUUGAAGAUUUGGAAAAUCUGCUCCAUGAAUGCAUGUUGCUUACAUUUAACACAGAGAUAGAAGAUGGCAGUAUUGAACAGGUAGCAGAACAGUUGGUGGGUAUCCAUGAAGAAUACUUGUUACGACAGUCAUCUCUUCAUAUCUGAAACAGCAUUAUACUCAGUCAUAGGUGGCUAUUCUGUGCUAUAAACGGUAAAUCCUAAGUCUUAUUGCUCAAUUAGUCUCUCUUUCUGGUAAACAAGGGAAAAGUUUAAUAUUUUGCACAAGUUUCUUCAUUUAUUUCCAUGUCUUGGUGUUUGAUCUAUUGCCAUGUUCACUAAAACGGGAAAAUUGACUUUCAAGGUGACAUAUAUAUUACUUUCGUUCAAUUUUGCAAGAGAACAGGUCAUAUGAUUUCUGCACAUUGCAGGAUAUGCUUCUCUGUUGAUAGAUAGCAAUUGUGUCUAGUCAUAGGAUUCUAUCGUGGAAUAGAUAUCAAAGUUGUCGUAUGAGAGAGCAAUGUUUAACCUUAUUGGAAAAAGAACCAUGCAGUAUUUAAGGAAAUUGAAUGGAAUUACUAGAUAAUUUUACUAUGUCAUGCUGCCCAAUUAAGAGGCAAUCAUAGUUAUCUUGGUUUGUGGAAUGGAAUCCAGAUUGUGCAAACUGCCAAUCUUUUCUUGCAAAAUUGCGUGUGGUUGUUUUUGUUUUAAUACUUUAGAGAACUAGAAAGAGAGCAGCUUCAAAGAACUUGUGCAAAGAAGCACAAUUGAUGCUUUAAGAUUGUCAGCGAAUUGAAACCUUUACCAUUAUUUAAUUGGUUACAAAUUCUCUCUCUCCUUUUUUAUUCUUUCAUCUCAUCCAUUUCUCCACCUUUGCCUGUUUCAUUUCAUCCCUUUCCUUGUUGUGUGAAGUCCAACCAAGCAAUACACUCACUUGUGCUUUGCUGUUAACAUCCAUGGCUUCCAAGACCACCUCCAACAUUCCCACCAGGUAAAGCUUUCACCUUAUCCAUUCUUCAUUCUUCAGUUUCAGAUAUAAUAUUCAGUCGCAAACCAUUCUUCACUUUUUCUCACUUUAGUGAAAAUAACAGGAAAGUCUCAAACAUAUUACUUUUUCUUUUAUGCACAUGUAAGAUUUUGUUACUUGAAUGGGAAGAAAUGGAUGGUCACUCUCAUUUGACUAUUCUAUUGCUGAAGUGUUUCUACAACAAGGAGUGUCUUAAAAGGGGAAUGAAUCUCACAUGGUUGAUUUAGACCUUUGAUGCUGAAUUAGUGAAUUGCAGGGACUUAACCCUGCAUUCAGUGUUGAAGUUGGCGAAGGAAAUUUCAUUAGUGAGUGAGGCUUUCAAGGAGGCCAUAGUCAACAUUGAAGUGGAAGAGAAAUUCUUAGCAGAACUUGAGGCAAAGAAGCUUAAGGUUUCUUGUCUCAAAAAAGAUUCAGAGAACAAGAGGAGGACAAAGUAGCUCAGACACACAAUCAAUGGAUGAUCAAAUCAUGCAACUUCAGUUAAAAAGAAGAGAGAUUUGUCGUGCCCUUGAAACCAUCCAUCAUUAGAAAAGUGGAGCUGAAAUCUGCUAAAGCAAUGAUUGCAAACUCAAUUCCAGCAAUUGUUCAACAUGGGAGAGGUUGAAACCAAGCACAAGAAAGGUUCAUCAGUUUAUAAAGGGGUUAACAUUUUAUCAUACUCUUCUAGAGGUUCCCAUCCCGAUGACUACUAUAUUUGAUAUAUGUAAAAGAAUAUGCAAGAGUGAUUACUUUGUUAUCUAUAUCUUUUAUGUAAGAAGUUCUUUCCCUGCAUAAAUUACAGCUACAAAAUACU
This is a messenger RNA of Arachis duranensis, 2171 nucleotides long. RefSeq lists its product as uncharacterized. The coding region runs from base 1 to 519 and encodes 172 amino acids. Gene Ontology annotation, biological process: maturation of SSU-rRNA from tricistronic rRNA transcript (SSU-rRNA, 5.8S rRNA, LSU-rRNA). Gene Ontology annotation, cellular component: nucleus. The record is from RefSeq and is a predicted model, not a curated record. NCBI's taxonomy places the organism in Eukaryota, Viridiplantae, Streptophyta, Magnoliopsida, Fabales, Fabaceae. The transcript has 3 exons.